Messenger RNA from Closterium sp. NIES-65, 1554 nucleotides. Lineage: Eukaryota; Viridiplantae; Streptophyta; Zygnematophyceae; Desmidiales; Closteriaceae. The record is from the annotation of a GenBank genome assembly.
AUGUGGCGCGUAUCAUACCAGAUGACGUGCGGCCUGGAAUGGAAUCCCUCUUCAGAGCUGCCCGACGCCACUUGUGUGGCUCCCCUCCCACUCUUGCCCUCCUGCAAUGACCGACGGCGCACGACUGCUCUUUCCCUCCCUCACGCUCUUGCAUCUCAUCCACAUGCUGUUGCAUCUCAUCCCACCAUGCCGUACGUUGCAUCUCAUCCCACCAUGCCGUACGUUGCAUCUCAUCCCACCAUGCCGUACGUUGCAUCUCAUCCCACCAUGCCGUACGUUGCAUCUCAUCCCACCAUGCCGUACGUUGCAUCUCAUCCCACCAUGCCGUACGUUGCAUCUCAUCCCACCAUGCCGUACGUUGCAUCUCAUCCCACCAUGCCGUACGUUGCAUCUCAUCCCACCAUGCCGUACGUUGCAUCUCAUCCCACCAUGCCGUACGUUGCAUCUCAUCCCACCAUGCCGUACGUUGCAUCUCAUCCCACCAUGCCGUACGUUGCAUCUCAUCCCACCAUGCCGUACGUUGCAUCUCAUCCCACCAUGCCGUACGUUGCAUCUCAUCCCACCAUGCCGUACGUUGCAUCUCAUCCCACCAUGCCGUACGUUGCAUCUCAUCCCACCAUGCUGUACGUCGCAACCAGCACGGCCAAACAAGCCUUAUGGUCUCCUCGCACGUCUCUCUGUGCUGUUCGCCCCCUCACUUCCCGCCCGCCCUCCCACCUCACUGCUCAGCUCAUCUCAGUGCGGACCGAGCGAGUGAGCCUACUAGUGCAGCGGCCUGUGCCCGUGAGCUGCAUUCCCUACCACCCUCACGCCUCCAUCCCCCACCGCGCUGCUCCCACUGCCUCCCCCCCUGCCGCACAACACAUGGGGGUGCAGAAGCUCAUCGCAGCACAUGGGGAUGGUGGUGCUGCAGCACAUCGUGGCAUGCAGGAGGGCAAAGGAGAGAGUGCUCUGAGCGGCAUGUGCCAGGAGUGUGCUAUGGUGGUGUUGCAGCUGAUAUUGGCGCGCAGGAGGGUGAGGGUGCUCGUGAAAGACGCCAAGGAGGCCACUGCUGGAUUCGGGCCCUACGUGCAGCCCAUAGCAGGGUCGGUGGGGGACCAAGCAGCAGUGCGGGCUGCGCUCAGGGGCAGUCAGGCAGUCAUCGUCACGGGCCGGCUGGGAUCGCUGGCACAACUGCUACAGGGGAGCAAAGCGGAUCAUGUGGUGCUCGUAUCCCAACUGGGGGCUUCGUCGCGCCCAUCAGGUCUGGCGGGGCUGCUCUGGUCUGCAUCUCCGCUCGCAGCAGCGGCAGACGCCGAGGCAGCUCUGGCUGUUGCUGCUGUGGCGGCAGGUGUUGACGGGGAGAGGGGAGCAGCAGGGGAGGCGCGGCAUUGGGGGUUUGGGUGCACGGUGGUGCGAGGGGGGAAGGUGGUGGAUGAACCUGGCCGGCAGAGAGGGCUGCUGCUGGGGCAGGGCGACGCCAUGAGGGGCAGCGUGUCAAGGGAGGAUCUGGCAGCCGUGGUGGCGGCAGCACUGGCAGUGCCACCGCCCGUCCAGCAGAGACGCAUCAUUGAG